This is a messenger RNA of Drosophila ananassae, 2173 nucleotides long. RefSeq lists its product as uncharacterized. The coding region runs from base 280 to 1713 and encodes 477 amino acids. The transcript has 2 exons. NCBI's taxonomy places the organism in Eukaryota, Metazoa, Arthropoda, Insecta, Diptera, Drosophilidae. The record is from RefSeq and is a predicted model, not a curated record.
CUCAAACAAAAAUAUAUUUUUUCAAACUAUUUUUGAAGAAGAUAUUUAAUUAUAUAAAUCGGCGCCGUCACAGGAGAAUCCACUCCAUCUCGUGCGAGUGCGAUUUGAAAAUGCAAGGCAAAGGGUAUCCUCCAGGAUUUGAAGAGGAUCCAAGGCUCCCUGCAGCCAAUGUCAAAGGUGGCGAGAAUUUUAAGGCCAUCCACGGGGAGCUUGAAGAAUUAGACAUUGCUGAAAAUAAGCAGCGACUUGCGAUGGACAGUGUCUGAGCUUGUAGCUACGAUGAAUGCCGAAAUCGAGCACGAGACGUCGUUGCGCUCUUCUCGAAUUGCUGCCCAUUCCACCCUUGCCAGCGGAGUUUCCAGUGUCCAGGUGGAACCAGCGCUUAGUCGGAGUUUUCAAGCCUUGCCUCCUCUUCCUCUUCCUACUUUCAGCGGAGGAUAUUCGAGGGCAGCGCUUCGAGGGCUUGGAAAAAAUUUGGGGACGACAGUUCAGAUCGCCGGCUGCAUCAUUGUCCAGCUACUUCUUCAAAGGUUGGAUCCAGCUACUCAGGCCAAGUGGGAGGAAGGUCAAAAUGCCUCGAACUCGGAUCUCAUCCCUACUUGGGAGUCGAUGGCAGAGUUUUUGGAACAGCGUUGCAGGACUUUGGAGGCUAUGGAUGUGGCCUUGGCCGCUUACGUGCCGGGCACUCAGGUGGGAAGACGUAGAGUCGCAAAUAACAGUGGUGCCUCCUUUAUUAUUACUAAUUCACCUGCCUCUGCUUGUUUAUUAUGCGGUGGGUGGUCCCAUGUAUUUUCUGCAUGCCCAAGAUAUUUUUCAUUGCCUCCUGAGAGCCGCCUUGGCGAGGCUAGGCGACUAGGUCUAUGUCGGAAAUGUCUCCAAACGGGCCAUCACCUGCGUAAGUGCCUCGCUGAUAAUUGUCGCAGUUGUGGCAGGAGGCAUCGCAGUCUGUUGCAUUUUUUGAAGUUACAGUCUUCCAACAGCCAGCCUUCUGCUGUGCCGUCUACAUCAGCCGCAGCCGAGUGCGCCGAGCCAAUAGGCGCUUCACCAUCCACGGCUAAUGCACUAGUUGCCCAGGGUCGCAGCGGUGAGAUAGCCAUACUGGUCACAGCGAACAUUCUCAUUCGGAGUCGUUCUGGGGUUUUUGUUCCAUGCCGGGUUCUUUUGGAUUAUGGAUCGCAGGUGCACGUGAUUACGUCCCGACUGGCUAGUCAGCCGCAGCUUCGUAGACGCAAAUCGUACGUGGCAGUGUCGGGCAUUGGCGACACUGGAUUCUCUGUUGAUGUGCUCCUUCGAUCCUAUUGCUCUGAAUAUUCGGCCCUCGUCAGCGUUGUAAUCGCCACCAACAUCACGGACCUCCAGCCUAGUUUUAGCUUGGAUGUCUCCAGCUGGAAUAUUCCGUCAAACCUCACUUUGGCCGAUCCCCAGUUUUUUCGACCGCAGCGGAUCGAUUUACUUAUCGGAGCCAGUCUAUUCUAUGAUCCAUCUCUCAGCUGGCCUACCGGUGCUGCAGAAAACCCGGCUUGGAUGGGUUGUGUGUGGCGGUGGUUCACAUCUGGAGAGAAAGUCGUUCGUAGCCACAGCCCGCAAGGACGUUGUGAAAAGCCUUGUUCAGCAGCGCUCCAAAUGGCGUGCGUCCGGCCCUGCCUUGGCGAUGAACGAUGUGGUGCUAGUCAAGAACGAAAACCUACCCCCCAUGAAGUGGCCGUUGGCUAGAAUUCUGGAUUUAGUCCCUGGUUGGGAUGGAGUGCCUCGAGUGGCGGUGGUUAGAACCGCUUCUGGAACUACCAAGCGCGCAGUGAUCAAGCUUUGCCUAUUGCUCCUUAAGGAUGAAGUUGAAGGACAGGCCUCAACUGGGGGGAGUAUGUCGGGUCAGGCAGCAGCCACGGCAUAAAUUGAAUCAAUAUAAAUGUAACAUAUAUAUAUAUAAAUGUAAUAAUUAUAGUUUAGCAUAUAAUCAUUUUUUCUCAUCGCUGUUGUUAGUCGCAAGCCGACUCUUCUCGGCCGCUCGGCUUUAUUUUAUCUAUCUCAAUAAGUUAACGAGCUUUCGCCCGUCCUAUGCUAAAAGACGGGCUCACUUGUACUCUCUAUAUCAGUGCAUACGCAUUCUAAAUCGGAGCUUUCUGGCUCUCCAUUUCAUAUGCCAAUAAAUAAACAUUUUAUAACGUUGUGAAAC